Messenger RNA from Macrobrachium nipponense, 1679 nucleotides. Its product is annotated as muscle-specific protein 20-like. The transcript is spliced from 4 exons. The coding region runs from base 186 to 698 and encodes 170 amino acids. The record is from RefSeq and is a predicted model, not a curated record. NCBI's taxonomy places the organism in Eukaryota, Metazoa, Arthropoda, Malacostraca, Decapoda, Palaemonidae. Gene Ontology annotation, molecular function: actin filament binding. Gene Ontology annotation, biological process: actin filament organization; actomyosin structure organization. Gene Ontology annotation, cellular component: actin cytoskeleton.
GUGUGAGAGGUGGAGGCGUUCGUGAGUGCGUCCGUGUCACAGCCCUCUUAUCUUCGGCCCCCAACCACCACGCCUAGUGGCUGUCGCAUCGUGCACCUUACCGCCAUCAACACAACAUCGGCGCCUGUCUCUCUCUCGUUCCUUCUCCCUCUCGUGGCACCAACUACCUGUUUUCCCCCUGAAACAUGCCGGGACGCAACAAGGAACUCGAGAGCGAGGUCAUGGCGUGGGUCGAGGCCGUCCUCGGGGAGAAGCUGCCCCCGGGCAACUUCGAGGACGUCUUCAGGGACGGCAUCGUCCUCUGUAAUCUGAUCAACAAGAUCCAGCCGGGAUCCGUCAAGAAGAUCCAGACUUCGGGUGGGUCCUUCAAGCUCAUGGAGAACAUCCAGAGAUUCCAGGAAGCUGUCAAGAAGUACGGCCUUCCCCACGAGGAGAUCUUCCAGACAGCUGACCUGUACGAGCGACGUAACAUCCCCCAGGUGGUGAUCUGUCUCUACUCCCUUGGACGCUUCACCCAGAAGCACCCGGAGUACACGGGACCAACACUGGGACCCAAGAUGUCGGACGAGAACAAGAGAGAGUGGGACGAGGACCAACAGAGGCUGCUGAGAGACGGCCAGAUCGGCCUCCAGAUGGGCCAGAACAAGGGGGCCACACAAUCAGGAAUGGGAUCCAUGAACCAGUCCAGGCAUAUGUAGACAGAGAGAGAGAGAGAGAGAGAGAGGGGGAGAGAAUGACGACGACUAGACGAUGACGAGAAAUUCUCGUGCUCGUUUCGGGAUGAGAAUGAGUGAGAAAGACCCACCCCAUCCCCAAGCCCCCGCCAGAGAAGGGGGAGGGGUAGGAUGGGGAGAGAGCGUCAAAGGGGAAAAGGGGGGAUCAUGACAGUCCCGUCAAACAGUUUUUUUCUUUUUUUUAAAUCCUGUUUACAGUCUCACGCAAUACUCGUCUAAUCCGGUUCGAUCUGCUUGUUCUUGUGUUGACAGCGGAUAUGAUUGUUACUCCUGGUCAGUCCCGUCUAAAGAAUUAAUCUUUUAUUAUAAUGUCUGGCAUCCGGUACAUACACCUACUGACCGUCGCCAACUCCUUCAAGAACUGACGGUUUUCUUUUCCACCCUGACAGGAGAAAUUAGACAGCAGCUGUCAAAACGAGGAGGGACUAUCAAAAUCCAAAAUUCAUCAUCGAACAAACAGAAAUGCUGGUCUCCUUCAUACGAGGAUGAAUCAUAUAUUAUGAAUAAUAUUCCAUUAUUUAAAUGUAGAAUCCUAUCACCAACAAUGCUAGUGAUUUAGAGUUGAUUGACUUUUAUCUUUUCUGUUAUAUUUUCCUAUUUUUGGCUUCCGAAGUAACUGAGUUGUUUGUCUGUCUGUCUGUCUCUAUCUGUUUCAUCUGUAUAUAGAAAACCUACCAAUAUCUACUUUUAUUUAACCAUAUAGAUAUAUUUUGAGUUAAGCAAGAUUUGGUUUGAGUGGUCCAAAAAAAAAGCUUUCACUCAUGAUAAGCUUUUUUUUUCAUUUGCUCUUGAUCAAUUUAAAAAUAAUAUCAUUAAUUCUCUGCUUCAAAACCUCGCAUAUUCUGGAAUGAGUCUUUUUAUGCAGUAUGCACAAGCCUGACUAUUGUAAUCUUUUUUUUUCUCGCCAGAUGUUUUUCUCUGUCAAUUACAUCGUGAAAGUGACAA